CUGUCCUCAAACAUCAUGGCGGAGAGCGAGUCGGAAUUUUAUUUAUAAAACGGACUUUUUCGGUGGGGAAAGUAGGGUUAGUGAGUGUUUCAACAUGGAUGCCGUAAAAACCUUCAACUCAGAGCUUGCGGGGCUCUAUGAAUGCAAGCCCCCAAUCUCAAAGGCAAAGAUGACAGCCAUCACAAAAGGGGCUAUCAGAGCCAUCAAGUUCUACAAACAUGUAGUUCAGAGUGUUGAGAAAUUUAUACAAAAGUGCAAAACAGAGUACAAGAUCCCAGGUUUGUAUGUGAUAGACAGCAUAGUUCGGCAAAGCAGACACCAGUUUGGAGUUGAGAAGGAUGUAUUUGCUCCCAGAUUUGCUAAGAACAUUCUGAUCACCUUUUUCUAUCUCUUCAAGUGCCCGCAGGAAGAUAAGAGCAAAGUCAUCCGAGUGUUGAACUUGUGGCAGAAGAAUCAGGUCUUUGCAGAAGAGGUCAUACAACCACUUUUUGACUUAGCAGACCCCAAUCAUCCAAUCCAGAAGGAAGUUGGUAAUCAGAUUGCACAGAAAGCACUGAAGGCCAAGUCACAGCACAACAACCAAGAACAACAGGGUACUCCAGUCUCUGGUGCAGGUGGAGGUGGCCGUGCAGAAGGGAGAGAUGGGCAGAUUAAUAGCAACUCGGCGAACAUGUCACAACAGGUGGACUCUGAGUGCACACUCGUACCUUUAGUAAAUCAACAGCAUCCUGUCCCUGUUACAAGUGUAUCAAGUCAGGUCAUGAAUGCUGCUGUCACCAAUCUGGACCCAGGCCUUAUCCAGCAGAUCCAACAGAUUCUCAUGAAGCAGCCUGCCCAAGAUGAUGGGUCAGGUAUGGCAGCUGCUGCUGCUGCCGCUGCUGCUGCUGGGAUGGUCCCACCAGUUCCAGAUGAGGUGAAAGGACAAGUCAUUCCAGGGCUUACAACAACAGGUGACUAUGAUGGGCGAUCACUUCCAUUCUUGGCAGUGGACACCUCUCAGCCUCCACCAGGAUAUCUCCCUCCUGGGCCCUUCAUGGGAGGAAUACCACCCACUCCUAUUGCAGUACCACCACCAACGCUAGACUUCUCACAAGUUCACCCACCCCCAGAGAAACCCAAAAGUCCAAGAGAAGAAGGGGAGCACUCAGAUGACAGCGACGAUGUCAAAGAAAUUCGCCAUGAGGACCGCGAUUCAGACAGACGCCGUCGUAGCCGUUCACGGUCUAGAAGCCGGUCACGACGCAGAAGACGAUCCAGAUCACGCUCAAGGUCCCGGUCUAGGUCUAGACACAGAAGGUCGCGAUCACGCUCCAGAGGUCGAAGGUCAUCCUCUAGAUCACGCAGGAGGAGGUCAAGAUCAAGGGACAGAGACAGGGACAGGGAUCGUGACAGACGGGACAGGGAUAGAGACAGAGAUCGUGAAAGAGACAGGGAAAAGGAGAGAGAAAAGGAGAAGCUUGAUCCUGAGAAGGAGCGCCUGAGGGAGAAGGAAAGAGAGAAGGAAAAGGAGAGAAAAAAGAGAGGACUUCCUCCCAUCAAGAAGGAUCACUUGAGUGUCUGUUCCACAACUCUCUGGGUUGGCCACUUGUCGAAGCUUGUGCACCAAGAAGAGCUGUCUGAUACUUUUGGAGAAUAUGGUGACAUAGUCUCCAUUGAUCUUAUUCCACCACGUGGUUGUGCUUUCAUCUGCAUGAAUAGACGUCAGGAUGCUGCUCGGGCACUAGCCAAGCUCAAAAAUCACAAGAUGCAUAACAAGGCCAUCACUCUUGCCUGGGCUCCAGGAAAGGGCGUAAAGGGGAAAGAGUUCAAAGACUACUGGGAGGUAGAGGUUGGCUGCUCCUACAUCCCAUUCCACAAGUUGAUCACCAUGAGUAGCCUAGACCUGGACAACCUCGAGGAAGGUGGCAUGAUCGAUGAGGAAACUGUUCCUGAUUGGCUGAGAGGUCGCUAUGGUUUAGAACAAGCUCCACCUGGGCCUCCCCCAGGCUUUGUACCUAUUGGAGUGCCACCUGGCCAUCCUCCCAACUCACGAGGACAGGAGGGUGUAGCCCCCCUGCCACCAAUGCCGCCGCCAGUAGAGAAAUCUCAAGAUGUUAGUCGGGAUGGUCCCCCACUGCCCACUAGUGCCCCAGGUCUACCUCCAUCUAUGUUGCCUCCUCCAUUUGGUUUGCCAAACAUGCCUCCACCUCAAGUUGGCCAUGGGCAUGGACCUGGACAUGGACAUGGGCAUGGACACGGACAUGGACACGGACAUGGUCCUGGACAUGGACAUGGUCCUGGAGGAAUGCCACCUCUACCCCAAGGCUUAAUGCCUCCAAACAUGCCUCCUCUAGGAGUUCCACCACCUCUGGGUCUGCCACCACUUGGUGUCCAUCCACCUGUGUCAUCAAUCUUGGGUCAGCCUCUCAUAGGUGCCAUGCCACCCCCAGUUAGCAUGGCACCAAACAUGCCGAACCGGCCUAUUAUGCCUCCUGGAAGUGACCUGCAGAGCAAUAUGAAUUCUGCACCGCCUAUUACGACCAUGGCAAAUAGUGCUAACAUGAUCAAUAGUAAUUCUCAUGACUCAAAUGAUAUGGAUAUUGAGAUGGAAGACGUAGAGAAAAAUGAUAUUGGAAAGGAGAAUGGGCUGUCGUCUAAGGAGAAGGAUGAUCGCGGGGAGAGAAGAAGAGACCGGCCAUCACGGUUUGACAGAUCGGGAGGAAGAUCGCCUCCGCGUGACGAGAAAAUGGGAUUAGUUGAACGAUUAAGAAAUCUUGCUUCUGGAGGCGAGAUGGGCCAACGGGAUAGAUAUGACAGGGACAGAGACAGGAGGGACAGGGAUCGUGACCGAGAUAGAGAUCGAGGACGAGUUGGACACGACAGAGAAGAUCGGGUCCAUGACCGCGACCGUGACCGUGAUGAUGCAAGAGGACGGGAUGACAAUCAAUUUGGGCCUGAUGCCUUCAAUGGGCCUCCACCUGGCUUCCCCCAACAAAGCCAGCGACCUGAUGGUCCAGCCAAUUUCCGUCCAGAUGGCCCCGGUGGUCCCAAUGGUCCAGUUGGGCCAGGAGGACCUGGUGGGUUCAACAAUUUUGUGCCAGUGCCAGGCUUUGGUCCACCUGGUGGAGGAGGCUCGAGUAACCACCCUGGGAUUAUGGGAGGCCCACCUGGCCCACAUGGGCCUGGAGGAAUGAGGAAUGAAGGCUUUGGCCCCAUGGGAAUGGGCAUGAUGUCAGGACCCAAUGGACCAGAUGUUAGGGAAAAGUGA
Messenger RNA from Penaeus indicus, 3247 nucleotides. RefSeq names its product SR-related and CTD-associated factor 4-like (gene Isha). Lineage: Eukaryota; Metazoa; Arthropoda; Malacostraca; Decapoda; Penaeidae. Gene Ontology annotation, molecular function: RNA binding. Bases 95 to 3247 code for a protein of 1050 amino acids. Gene Ontology annotation, cellular component: nucleus. The record is from RefSeq and is a predicted model, not a curated record. The transcript is spliced from 16 exons.